CCGACUGCAUUUAUCAACAGGUCAACAUUUACUUGAACCUACAGAUAUUUUUCACAACGACAUAUUUUUGUCGUCCAUUCGGUUUCCAAAGAUGGCAUCCGUGUAUAAAUCUCUUUCAAAAACUGCGUCCAAUGGCGCUGACGCCGCCGACAAGCCCAGCGCCGGCGUCAAGCACAACCGCCAGCGAGUGUUGAUGUUGACCUCGAGAGGUGUGACCUAUCGUCACCGACACCUGCUCAACGAUCUGAAUGCUCUUCUCCCGCAUAGCCGCAAAGACGCCAAGCUCGACACCAAGACGAAGUUGUACCAACUGAACGAGCUCGCGGAGCUGUACAACUGCAACAACGUGCUCUUUUUCGAAGCGCGCAAGGGCCAGGAUCUCUACGUGUGGAUGAGCAAGCCGCCCAACGGACCAACCGUCAAGAUGCAUCUGCAAAACUUGCACACAAUGGAAGAACUCCACUUUACCGGAAACUGCCUCAAGGGCUCUCGACCCAUUCUCUCAUUCGACUCCAACUUCGACAGCGCUCCUCACCUCCGCGUGCUCAAGGAACUGUUUACGCACACCUUUGGCGUUCCCAAGGGCGCGCGCAAGACCAAGCCCUUUGUCGACCACGUCAUGGGCUUCACUCUCGCGGACGGCAAGGUCUGGAUCCGGUGCUACCAGAUCAACGAGAGCGAAGUGGCCAAAGCAUCCUCUUCCUCUAAAUCCGCCGCCGACUCCUCUGGCUCCACCGCUGCUUCCACCGACGACCCCAACGCUCCUACCUCCCGCAGCAAGUCCGACUCCGGCAAGGAUAUCAACAUCAGCCUGGUCGAGAUCGGUCCCCGCUUCGUCUUGACCCCGAUUGUCAUCCUCGAGUCCAGUUUCGGCGGCCCCGUCCUCUACGAGAACAAGGAGUUUAUCUCGCCCAACCAGAUCCGUGCAGAGCUCAAACUGGCCCGCUCGGUGAAACAUAAUAAGCGCAGCGAAGCGGGUCUCGACAGACGCUCGAAGCGCGGCGAUCUCGGUCUCGUCACCCACGGUGGAAAGAAGCGCGAGGGCGAUGCGUUGGCGAGUAAUCAGCUUUUUGCUUAAUCAGUUGUGUUCCUUAUAUUAUUUGUUCUCCUUGAAUGAGUUUCCUCUUCGGAUGAUUCGUUCUCCUUGGAUUACUUGUCUUAGAUCUCACGUUACCCCUGGUUGAAUUUCCUUUCCCUUCCUUUCCUUUCGCCGGAUGGCUUCGGCUACAAGUGGAUGUUAUUUGAUUAAUAACAUCCAUUUCGCGGUCUUGAGAGUUCGGGUCUCGAAAGUCAGAAGAGGAAAACGAUAAGGGCGGAAAGUAGCAUUCAUUGUCCUGCUAUUUUAUUGCAUACCUUAGGUCAUGGCGUUGUAUUGGAGUACUUUUUCUUUGCUUUCUUUCUGUCAGUUGUGUGCAAGGGAGGCGCCCCUGGAAAAGCAAGAAGCUCUAGCUUCUCAUUUGAUUUAAUAUUGUUAUAUAUUCAUUUACAUUUGAAUCAAUUCAAUCAAUGAUUUAACAAGGCUCAGCUUCGUCCCGAAU
Molecule: messenger RNA, 1538 nt
Organism: Xylona heveae TC161
Lineage: Eukaryota; Fungi; Ascomycota; Xylonomycetes; Xylonales; Xylonaceae
Product: Brix-domain-containing protein
Exons: 3
Coding region: 92-1078 (328 amino acids)
Biological process (GO): ribosomal large subunit assembly; rRNA processing
Cellular component (GO): nucleolus
Molecular function (GO): rRNA binding
Source: RefSeq, a predicted model, not a curated record